This is a messenger RNA of Alexandromys fortis (reed vole), 3026 nucleotides long. RefSeq names its product lipase family member N (gene Lipn). The coding region runs from base 1248 to 2450 and encodes 400 amino acids. Gene Ontology annotation, cellular component: intracellular membrane-bounded organelle. Gene Ontology annotation, molecular function: hydrolase activity, acting on ester bonds. The transcript has 10 exons. NCBI's taxonomy places the organism in Eukaryota, Metazoa, Chordata, Mammalia, Rodentia, Cricetidae. The record is from RefSeq and is a predicted model, not a curated record.
UUAUUAAAAUAUAAGUGAAAACAGAAAACCUUUGGGACACAUAAACUAGUAAUUAAUCUACAAAAUCUUGAGGAACAUAAUUAUAGUAAUGCUAUUUGUAUUCAAACCCACGACAACAAAUCAACACUAAUAAGAACAAUAUUGUGCUUCCUAGAACUUUCCAAAAAGUCUAUAAAAGUUUGCCGGAGGUGUCGUUUAGUGGUCCAAAGCUAUGAGCCGUUCCGAACAAGUGUUUUUAUCUCUGCCAUUAUGCUGUCCAUCAGAACAAAACAUGUUUGAAUCCGUUACCAAAGCCUGAAUGAAUGUGGAGUUGUUAUCAAGUUCUUCUUAUUCCAACCAGCUGAGGCUCACCUUUCACUCCACAUUGAUGUAAUUGGCAUGAAACUCCUCAUUCAACUGAAAUGGAGCCUAGGAUUUGGACAAAUUGGGAUAACAGCUUCAUUUCUGAAAGAAUUUCAGGCUAAAACUAAACAGAAAUGCCACACUGCAUCGGCAGCAUAGUUUCUGGAGACUUACGGAAGGCAGAAGGUUGUAGAACACAAAUCUCCAUUUUGUGUUUCUCAUAUGGAAUUUAGAGUUAAACUGUCUUCACUUUAGACGUUCGUCUCUACUCUUUAAGGAAGAAGCUAAAUGUUUUAUAGAGCCACACUCAAAUUGAUUGCUGCCAAAGUUUACUCUAGGUCAAAGUCCUUUGGUUUGUGGGUUAGUUUCCUCUACCACACUCCCCCUGGUCUUAUGUCAAGAAUUGGAUUGCAUCUCAACUGACUCAUAGUUACAUGUUUUCCUGCAUACUCCACAGCUGACGCCAAUAUUUUCAUUCAUUGUUUCUGUGGAUCCUUAUCAUGAUGCUGUAGGGUUGGGAGGGGAGAUCCUGUUAUCUCUGAUUUUGUCCAAUAGGAUUCUGAGCUCAUUCUGCUUCCCCACGUGGAGCACUGGAAUGAAAAAUGUUGCUGAUUUCUCUCCAGAGUGACAGGCACUAAGUGCAAGCAUCAGUGAGACUCAGCCCAACUGGUUAUUUGGCAUCAUGUAGACCACUAUUUCCCAAUCUACAAGUGCAUCAUGCAUUUGGUGUGCUGGGGAGCCGCCUAGGGCGUGUCAUAGUCCAGGGUUUCCUCAUUUCCACCAGCUUCCUGUUUGUCACUUCUCUAGCUUCUAACUGUCACUGCAGCCAUAUCUCACUCUUCAGCCUGAUGUCAAAAGCAAAAGUACAGAAGUCCUCUGGACAGGUGAAGCUCACCUAACGAGGCAUGCCUAUGAGGUGGUUAUUCUUAACAACAGCCUGUUUGAUACGUGGAACUUUAAGUGAUAGUGGACUCUCGGAUUCUGACAAUGACGUGAAUCCUGAAGUGUGGAUGAAUGCCAGUGAAAUCAUCACCUACAACGGCUACCCCAGUGAAGAGUAUGAAGUCACCACCGCAGAUGGGUACAUUCUCGCCAUCAACAGGAUUCCUCAUGGGAGAGCACAGACUGAACAGACAGGUCCCCGGCCAGUUGUGUAUCUGCAGCAUGCCUUGUUUGCAGACAAUGCCUAUUGGCUUGAGAACUUUGCCAAUGGAAGCCUUGGGUUCCUCUUAGCAGAUGCGGGUUAUGAUGUGUGGAUGGGAAACAGUCGGGGAAACACUUGGUCAAGAAGACACAAAACUCUCUCAGCAAAUGAAGAGAAAUUCUGGGCUUUUAGUUUUGAUGAAAUGGCCAAAUAUGACCUCCCAGGAAUAAUAGACUUCAUUGUAAAGAAAACAGGCCAGGAGAAGUUGUACUUCAUUGGACAUUCACUCGGCACUACAAUAGGGUUUGUAGCCUUUUCUACCAUGCCUGAAGUGGCACAAAGAAUCAAAAUGAAUUUUGCCUUGGGUCCUGUGAUCUCAUUCAAAUAUCCCACAAGCAUUUUUACCAGUUUUUUCCUACUUCCAAAGUCCAUAAUCAAGCAUAUGUUUGGUACCAAAGGUUUCUUUUUGGAAGAUAAGAAGGCAAAGGCAUCUUACAUCAAAAUCUGCAACCAAAAGCUGCUUCGACCAUUGUGUAGUGAGUUUAUGUCCCUGUGGGCUGGAUUCAACAAAAAAAAUAUGAAUAUGAGUCGACUGGAUGUGUACAUGUCACAUGCUCCCACGGGAACGUCAAUCCAGAACAUCCUGCAUAUAAAACAGCUUUACCGAUCUGAUGAAUUCAGAGCUUAUGACUGGGGAAGUGAAGCUGAAAAUAUGAAGCAUUACAACCAGAGUCGCCCUCCCAUCUAUGACCUGACAGCCAUGAAGGUGCCCACUGCCAUUUGGGCUGGUGGACAUGAUGUCCUCAUAACACCUCAAGAUGUGGCCAGGAUACUUCCCCAAGUUACAAAUCUACGCUACUUCAAACUCUUUCCAGAUUGGAACCAUUUUGAUUUUGUCUGGGGCCUUGAUGCCCCUCAAAGACUGUAUAGUAAAAUCAUAGGUUUGAUGAAAGAAUAUCUCUAAACCCAGAUCAUUUUCAGUCAAAAUGUGCUUCCAAGCCCAUGGAUGGCUUUAGGAAAAACACUGGUGAAUGUUGAGGUUGCCUGCAACAUUCCCUUGCUAUUGUUGAAGUGUUCCUGAGUCUCAGUACUCCACCUAGGAAUGAUGACUUGUGCUUCUCAAAGAAAUGUCUAACUCUGAAAUUCCAGGGUGUUAUCUCCUUGAUGAAGAUCAGAAGCAGACUCUCUUAUGAAGACAAUAUAAUCUAGCGAACAUUUCUUUGCUAAAGGUAUAAUUGUGAGACUUGUUAAAAGAGGACUUUCUCAAAAGCUGAGGGUGUACCUUCGGUGGUAGAGUGUUAGCCUAGCAUGUACAAAGUCUUGUGUUUGAACCUCAUAUAUAUGCUCUCCUCUUUUUCAAAGAAUUAAAUGUAGGCAUGAGAAUGUGGCCUAAAGAGAAAAACUUGAUCAAGGCAGCCAUUGGAGUACACAUUAUGCGGUUGUGACUUUGUCAUACCUGAAGUCAAAAUUUGACCGGAAGGCAUUAUAAACAAAACACAAAUCAAAUCUUAGCUCACAUCAACAAACCCAUAAAAGAAAA